Molecule: messenger RNA, 3112 nt
Organism: Lucilia sericata (common green bottle fly)
Lineage: Eukaryota; Metazoa; Arthropoda; Insecta; Diptera; Calliphoridae
Gene: rec
Product: DNA replication licensing factor REC
Exons: 5
Coding region: 138-2765 (875 amino acids)
Cellular component (GO): nucleus; MCM complex
Molecular function (GO): single-stranded DNA helicase activity; ATP binding; single-stranded DNA binding
Source: RefSeq, a predicted model, not a curated record
CUAUGGUCUAGUAGCAGUUAAAAACAACUUAUUUAUGAACAUUAAACAGCUGAUCGAGCGGUCAAUUCAAAAGAAAACUAUUGGUACAUUCAGUUUAGUGCAUAAAAGAUUUCUUGAAUAAAAUUAAAAAAUUAACGAUGAAUCCUCCAAGAGCUCCUGCUCCUUCGCGGUUUGUACGCGGUCGAGCCAGAGGCGGUGGCGCUUAUCGACCAUAUUUCUAUUUUAAACGUAAUGGACGGACAAUACCAGCACAUGGUCGAGGUGCUAACAAUACCAGCACUAGAGGUAGAGGAGCUAUAGCCCCAGUUAACCAAACUGCUGCCAAUAACAACCUACUAAAUCGUUUGAAUAAUGUGCCAACACCCUCUGCCAUAAACUCAAGUUUCCUAAGACCUCCGGUUUAUGCUGCACCCGAAGAUAGACAACAAAGAACUCAAUCGCUAGAAAUAGAAGUGCCGCCAACUGUUCCCGGUUGGCGUUUGUAUUUCUAUAAAGAACCCUUUAACGAUACCAGUGAUUUGUUACAACGUGUUAAUCAUAUGGAAACUCAUUUUAAGGAUCAUGUUGCUCACUACGAUUAUUUGAAUAUACAGAAAAAGGGCCACUUUGAGUUGAAGGCGAAUAUAGUGAGUCAAGAUCAGCAGCUAAAGGAAAAUUGGCCUACGUUAAUGGAGGAAUUGUCAAGCAGUCCCUUGAAAACUUUAGCCAUUGUAGGUCUUGCCAUGCAUUCAUUGGCCACUUCUGCCGCCGUAGAUGCGUCUUUGAGUCAACCUGCCUGCACUGAACUAAGAUAUGUUCCAAAAAUUAUAAGACCACGUAAAAUUUAUGUACGUCCAACCGGUUUUAUAGCUGAGGGAGGUAUAGCUUGUAUAAGUUCUUUGGAAAUUGAUCAAUUGUAUUGCGUUCGUGGAAGGGUAAAGGAAAUUGGUCCAGUGGAUGCUGCCGCCUCUUGGGUGGCCUAUAAAUGUACACGUUGCGGACAGGAGCAAGCAUUGAAGCAGACGGGCUAUCAUCCCUCCCGUCCGAAUUGUUGCAAACGUCAGGGCUGUCUGGCCAAACAAGGUUUUAUUGAAUUGCGUUCUUCUCCUUUUACCCGCAUAACUCCUAAGCAAACAAUACGUUUAACGGAAGCACGUUUAGAUGUUAUCUACGACAUGGAACAAGAUACCAAUAAUUAUAUCGAUGUAGAACUUAAAUACGAUUUAGUGGAUACAAUAUAUUUAGGUCAGGAAAUUGUUGUUACCGGAGCUUUGAAAGUAAGACCCCUGGAAGAUGAACAGAAAUAUGAUCAACCUUCCACAUCCAAAGGUAGCAUGGAAAUAUUUCUUAAGGCCGUUUCAAUAAUAGAUGCAAAGUAUAGUAAAUAUAAAUUUACCGAAAAGGAUUUAGAGGCAAUAACUAUGAUCAAUAGUGAGGCGGAUAGUUUUAAAUUGUUGGUACAUUCUUUGGCUCCCGAAGUUCAUGGACAUGAACUUAUAAAAGCGGGGGCUUUAUUAUCCCUAAUAGGAGGUGCAGGUUCACAGGUUCAUGACGAAGAGGAAAUUAAUAUUUUGUUAGUUGGAGAUCCGGGAGUGGGCAAAAGUAAUAUUGCUCAUCAGUGUAGUAAAAUUUCGCAAAAGGGCUGCCUGGUGCAGGCUAAACGUGGCAAUACAACCACCACCUCGAAACUUACUCACUCCCUAAAAGGACGUACUAAAUUAACGCUAGAAUCUGGUGCAUUAUUCAAUUCAACUUAUGGUCACUGUUCGAUAGAUGACGUAGAUCGCCUCGCUAGUCAACAGGAAAGUUUAAUGAAUGUUUUACAAUCAAAACUUUCCUGUCUGGCUAUUUCCUCCAUAUGCACAACUAUGCAUACACCCACCUCGGUUAUAGGUACAGUCAACACGGUGAGUGGUCAUUAUGAUCAUUCAAAAUUGCUAAUAGAAAAUGUACGCAUAAAUCCAUCACUACUAAGUGAAUUCCAUUUGGUAUUUCUAAUGUUGGAUAAACCCAAUAAAGAAAUGGAUACAUCUCUAACCGAACAUGUAAGAGCUUUACAUGCUGGCAUCAAAAGAAAUACCGUCAUAGCCAAUAAAUUCGAGCAAAAACCUAAAACUAAUAAUUCCAUGAAUAUGACUGUAGAUGAUGAUGUUGAUAAAAUGGAUAUUGAUGAAGAUUAUAAUAUUGCUUUAAGAUUAAAAUUAAAUCCUAUAGAAGAAUUGGAUAUGGACUUAUUGCCAACUAUAUUGUUGAAAAAAUUUAUAGCCUAUUCUCGACAACAAGUUAAACCUUUAUUUAUACCAGAAUCUGCUGAGGCUUUAAAAAAGUUUUAUCUAGAACUAAGACAACAAUCUGCUAACUCUCCCACCCCCAUCUCAUCAGGCCAUUUAGCUGGUCUAAUGCGUUUAUGUCAAGCUCGUGCUCGGAUUGAUUUCUCCAGUGAAGUUACUAUAGUCCAUGUACGUGAUGUUAUCUCCAUGGUAAGACAAAGUAAUGCUGAUAUGGCAGUAGGAGAUUAUGUCGAUACUAAUCCAGCCACUGCUUUAGCCUCAGGCAGAGCCGGUGUUGGUGCCAGUGGUAGUCAAGCGAAUUUACGUAAAUUUAUACAAAUGUUACAAAUGCGUUCCAGCGUUUUGGCACGACGCAUAUUUGACUUUGAUGAAUUAAAAGAUAUGGCCCGUCGAGUGGGCAUACAUUGUGGUGUAACAAAUUUAAUAGACAUAGUAAAUUUACAAGGUAUUUUGUUGAAAAAGGGACCUAAUAUGUAUGAAGUAAUGAUGGAUUAAUUAACAACUUUUUUUUUGUUUUGUUUUUUAUUUAUUUAUUAAUUUUUCUUUACUAUAUCUUUAGUUUUCUUGUAAGUAUCCAUUUAUCCAAGUGUUUUUUUUGCUUUAUUUUGUUGAAGUUUACCUAAAACUUAUGUAUUAAAUAUGAAUUAAUAUAUAGUUUUUGAUUUAAAUUUAUUUAAUAAUAAUAUUUAUAAACUACAAUUACAAUGUCUUUUUUUAAUUUUCUUACUUUUUUGCCAUUUGAAUAUAUAAAUAAGUUUUAUGUUUGCAGUUUUUUUUAAUAUUUAAUAUUUAAAUUGUGAAUUUAAAUUUUCGUUUUAUUUUUUCUUCUAAUAGUAACUAUG